This is a messenger RNA of Elaeis guineensis (African oil palm), 1068 nucleotides long. RefSeq lists its product as uncharacterized. Lineage: Eukaryota; Viridiplantae; Streptophyta; Magnoliopsida; Arecales; Arecaceae. The record is from RefSeq and is a predicted model, not a curated record. Gene Ontology annotation, cellular component: plasma membrane.
CAUAACUCAAACAUCCAACAAUCGACACGCAUCGAUCCAUUCCACCUCACGAAUCAUUCCACAUGGAAUCACUUUGGUUGCUUUGUUUCACAGCCUCUCUUCUUCUUAUUCAACUAGGCACCGCCGGAGCACAAGCACCGGCGGUUGCACCCACCAUAAAACCACCACCGGUCACCGCCACACCUCCAGUAGCAGCGACACCACCACCCUCCUCAAGCCCGACGAGCUCACCACCUCCGGUCUCUACACCACCACCACCGGUGGUAACACCACCACCAUCAGCGCCACCGGCAUCGCCUCCUGUUCCGUUGCCGCCCGCAUCACCACCACCAGCAGCAUUGCCACCACCACCGGCAUUACCACCACCACCAGCAUCGCCACCAGCUGUAACUCCGGUGACGCCACCACCAAUGCCGCCACCGCCGGUGCCGCCACCAAUUCCACCGCCGCCAGCGACACCACCAGCCACACCUCCAGCGAUGCCUGGGCCAGCACCGGCACCGUCAAUAUCUGCGCCAGCACCUGCUCCGACGAAGGGUAAGGGGAAGCACAAGAAAAGAAGGCACAAGAAGAAGCAUGCGCCGGCACCAGCACCGACAGUGCCGAGCCCGCCGGCACCGAUUGCACCCACGCCACCUGAUGCGGAGGAUGUAACGAGUCCGGCGCCUCAGCCAAUUGAUCUGAAUGGAAGCACUGCAAUGUUUGAGAAGGGAGGGAUGCUCCGGAACUGGGUGGGAACCAUGUUGGCUAUGUUUAUGCUGUUGAUGGUGUCAAGUUAGUACCGCUUGCGGCUCCGUAGAACAAUCUUCCAGUUUUGCUCAUAUUACAGAGGAUUCUUAUCUUUAUUGUUUUCCAGUUACAAAUGCUAUCUUUAUAUUUAUUAUUAUAUCUGUUUGAGCGUGUAAUAGAGAAAGAGAUUUUUUUUUUUUUUUGAACUGUCUCCAACAUGGAAUGGAAUUGAUUCAACCACUUUAGUGCUCUUCUAGAGGUGGUUCUGGUAACAAGUGACAAGAUAUCCUAACUUUCACAUCACUGUAUUCUGUAUAAAUCAAAAAGAUAUUCCUGAUC